AUGUAUGUCCAACUUUUUGUCAGAGCACAUGCCAACGGGUCCAUCAGAAGAGGCCACAAGAAUGAUGCCACAGAAGCCGUAACCAUGAGAACAGGUCUUGGAGUCAACCUGAAGGAAGUUAAAAUCUUUAACCGAGUAAGAGAAAAAGGGACCAAUGUUUGUGAAAAGGACAAUGGUGGAUGCCAGCAACUUUGUCUUUAUCGAGGAAAUUCUCGGAGAACUUGCACUUGUGCCCAUGGAUAUUUAGCAGAGGAUGGAGUUACUUGCCUAAGGCAUGAAGGCUAUUUGCUAUAUUCAGGGAGAACAAUAUUAAAAAGUAUACAUCUUUCUGAUGAAACCAAUUUAAAUUCACCAAUAAGGCCAUAUGAAAAUCCACAUUAUUUUAAGAAUGUCAUAGCCUUGGCUUUUGACUAUAAUCAAAGAAGAAAAGGUACCAACCGAAUCUUUUACAGCGAUGCACACUUUGGAAAUAUACAGCUUAUUAAAGAUAACUGGGAAGACAGACAAGUAAUCGUUGAAACCCCUAGUAACCUUUGA
Messenger RNA from Lynx canadensis (Canada lynx), 537 nucleotides. Its product is annotated as low-density lipoprotein receptor-related protein 1B-like. The record is from RefSeq and is a predicted model, not a curated record. Lineage: Eukaryota; Metazoa; Chordata; Mammalia; Carnivora; Felidae. The transcript is spliced from 3 exons. Bases 1 to 537 code for a protein of 178 amino acids.